ACUGUCAAGUAUAUAUUUCCUAGCAGUCCCAAAAAGCCCUCCACUCUUCAUUGUCUCCUUCCAUAGACUUCACUUCUUCUGCGAAUUGGGAAUGGCGAACGCUGCAUCAGUUUCAACAUCAUCAAAAGGAAGAUGGAGCAACCUCUCCAAAUACGCUUCUAGAAUUUAUUUUGUCCUCAUCUUCCUUCAGGUCCCUUUGUUCAGGGUGCCAUGCAGAUCUGGUAUGUGCUCAACACCUAUGCAGGUCACAUCUUCCCAGUUGAUUUCCAGUGAGAUAUUUCCUCUACCAUUAGUGAAGGCCAUGCUCUAUCCUGGUGCAGUUGCUAAUGGCUUAAUCACAAACAUGAAAGUUCCAAGCUGGGAUAAUCUGCUUAACAUCUACAACCUGACUGAUGUGAAGAAUGCGUCAGCUGUAACUGAUCUACAGCGCUUGGAGGUUCUUGCUGGAAGCUAUUUCUCUGUGGCUGGAGCUCUUAUUGGUAUUUUAAAACCUGGAAGGAUGAGCAUGUUUGGCACACUACUUGUUGUUUGGGGCCUUAUUAAGGAAGGGAUACUUAACAAGCCAACAAAAGUGGAUCCUGCAAAGGCAGUGUAUGUCUACCCAACAAUGUUACUAGCCUUGGUUUGUUCUUUCCUGUCUGUCAAGUAUGAUAUAAAAAAAGUGACAAGAGGAGGUGCCCCAGCAAGACCUGUUGCAAAACCUCUCAAAAGUUCUUCAAAAGCUAAGCUGAAAUGAGCAUGACUUUCAUGCUUUUGACGUGAUACAAGCACACCAUGCAUAUCCCCUCUUUUUGUCAGCAUCGUUCUUUACUGCUUAUGCAGUGCAGAGGUUUUAUUCCUUUCUUUCGUUUUUCCUGUGAAAUGUAUUCAUACAAGACUUGUUCGAAUUGAUGAAGUGUCUGGACAUGUAAUGUACUUACUGUAAUACAUAUGAAGAAAUUCAGAGGGUUUCUAUGUGUUGCA
Molecule: messenger RNA, 963 nt
Organism: Nicotiana attenuata
Lineage: Eukaryota; Viridiplantae; Streptophyta; Magnoliopsida; Solanales; Solanaceae
Exons: 3
Coding region: 92-736 (214 amino acids)
Source: RefSeq, a predicted model, not a curated record